AUGGCUGCUAACUCCGCUCUUCACUAUCUUACCAAGGACUCCAACACAACUUCGGCUCUUCAACGUCAUUCGGUGUCUUCGCAGACCAACAACACGGCAUUUCUCGAGGGCGCAGCGGUUCCUUCCAUUCCAGAUGAGAGCGAACCCACGCUUCACACGGACUAUCUCGUCGACCAUCACCUUUCGAGCCACAACACAUCCGCACCCUCUUCGCCGAUCUUAUCUUGCAGCCUACCGGAUUACAAAUCUGUACUCCUCUAUGGCGCCCCAGUCGUCUGGUUUUGUUCAGUCUGUAAGGAUGGUCCCAAAGGCGAUUGGCAAAACGUGUGCACGGCAUGCAAUCACCAAAGGUGCUCUGCUUGCGUGUUGGAAAAGACUUAG
This is a messenger RNA of Bipolaris oryzae ATCC 44560, 381 nucleotides long. RefSeq lists its product as uncharacterized. The transcript has a single exon. NCBI's taxonomy places the organism in Eukaryota, Fungi, Ascomycota, Dothideomycetes, Pleosporales, Pleosporaceae. The coding region runs from base 1 to 381 and encodes 126 amino acids. The record is from RefSeq and is a predicted model, not a curated record.